ACAUAGCUCACCUUCUUCAGCAAGAACAAGACUUCCAAUUUUUAGCUUUCGAUUCCAGCAUAGCACUCGAAUUAGGUCUCCUAAUUCUCAAAAAUGCUCAACAAAAAGGGGUUCCUGUAGUCAUUUCUAUUACAUUGAACACGCAUCUUUUAUUUCACUAUUCCAUGCCGGGGACUAGUCCUGCGGAUGUUGAAUGGGUACGAAGAAAAAAUAAUGUUGUAAACCAAUUUUAUCAUUCUUCCCUUUAUGUUAGUGAAUAUUUGAAACAAAAUAAGAAGCUCGGUGAAGCAUAUUAUGCUGUUGACAAAGAAUUGGUUGCAUAUGGUGGUGCUUUUCCAUUAAUUGUUAAAGGUGUUGGUGUUGCUGGGACUAUCACAGUCAGUGGAUUAUCACAUAUCGAAGAUCAUGAACUUGUAGUGUUGUCUCUAAAAGACUUUUUUGGGAUGGAAAAAGAAGGAAAAAACAAAGUCGAAUAA
Molecule: messenger RNA, 476 nt
Organism: Racocetra fulgida
Lineage: Eukaryota; Fungi; Glomeromycota; Glomeromycetes; Diversisporales; Gigasporaceae
Source: the annotation of a GenBank genome assembly